AUGGCUCAAUUAGCUUAUUCCGAUUCGAUGUCUGAAGGCUCGCAGCAUGGCCAGGGGGUACAAAUUGUGCCAUUUAAGACCUGUAUGGCAUCUUUGAAGGUUUUACUGUUACAUGGGAAUUUAGAUAUAUGGGUGAAAGAGGCUAAGAACCUUCCAAAUAUGGAUAUGUUUCAUAAGAAACUAGGUGAUGUGUUUGGAUUUGGAAAGUUGAACAGCAAAAUUGAGGGAAGCAUGCCUAGUAAGAUAACAAGUGACCCCUAUGUCACCAUUUCGGUAUCCAAUGCUGUAAUUGCUAGAACUUUUGUGAUUAACAAUAGUGAGAACCCUGUCUGGAUUCAGCAUUUCUAUGUUCCUGUUGCUCAUUAUGCUUCAGAAGUGCACUUCGUGGUUAAAGACGAUGAUGUUGUGGGCUCUCAAAUUAUAGGGGCUGUAGGCAUCCCAGUGGAGGAAAUAAGCUCUGGCAAAAAAAUUGAGGGUACCUUCCCAGUUCUUAAUGCAAGUGGGAAGCCUUGUAAGCCUGGAGCUGUCUUGACUAUGUCGAUUCAAUACACACCAAUGGAGCAAGUGUCUCUUUAUCAUGGUGGUGUUGGAUCAGGUUCUGAAUGUCAGGGCGUCCCUGGUACAUAUUUUCCCCUUAGGAGAGGUGGAAAAGUUACACUUUACCAAGAUGCUCAUGUCGAUGAUGGCUGCUUUCCGAAGUUGAAGCUUGACCAUAAUAUGCUAUAUGAGCAUGGACAUUGCUGGCGUGAUAUUUAUGAGGCAAUCAUUCAGGCGCGUCGUUUGAUUUAUAUAACAGGAUGGUCGGUCUACCACCUGGUUAGACUCGUUCGGGAUGAGGGCGGUCCAAAAGAUAGCACUUUGGGGGAGCUUCUCAAGGCCAAGUCACAGGAAGGUGUGAGGGUGCUGCUCCUUGUAUGGGAUGAUCCUACUUCUAGGAGCAUUUUGGGUUAUAAAACUUGUUAUGAGAAGGGUAUUAGUUAG
Molecule: messenger RNA, 981 nt
Organism: Ilex paraguariensis (yerba mate)
Lineage: Eukaryota; Viridiplantae; Streptophyta; Magnoliopsida; Aquifoliales; Aquifoliaceae
Source: the annotation of a GenBank genome assembly